GCAAUCGUUAGCCUAUUUUUACAAAAACGGCUUCUACGGGACCAUAACAUAAGAUACAAGGUAAUUGAGACUUUUAUACAUUGUCGUGUUUCUUUAGAAAUAAACAAUGGACAAAUUGAAAUUUUAAACGCCUCAGAUCUAAAGUUAUUCACUGUCAAAGUGACGCCAAAAUGAAUUGGAGUCAAUGGGAUGCUAACAGCAUUUGAUGGCUUGCUAGCUAAUGGCGGCCCGCAUUGGAGAAACGCUUACUGGGUGCUGGACUAUUCCCUUUCUGCGAACAUGUCUUGCUGUGUAGCAUACAAAUGUUCUAAAAGACAAGUCUCUUCUUCCGGAUUAAGCUUUUUCAGGUUCCCCUUCAAUGAUAAAGAAAGGCUGCAGAAGUGGAUACGCAAUGUCAAGAGAAAGGGCUGGACACCAAACAAGUAUUCUCGCCUCUGCUCGCUUCACUUCACGCCGGACUGCAUCAUCACUGACAUGGAACGAAACAGACUCAAACCAGACGCGGUGCCGACCAUCUUCUACCCCCACUGCCAGGUGAAGGUCGAGGUGAGGCACACCAGAGUAAGCGUCAGUGAGAACACAACGGUUAGAGAGGACGACUUUGACACAAAAGUUGAUAUACGCAGGAACUUCAGUCUUGACCAUGAUUACAACAGUGGCACUCACUAUGAACCACAGACAGCCGAGAUAGGUGAAGCCGGCAGCAGCCAUUCUGCCGAUCACGGAGCAUACACACUCAAAGAUUCCCUCAGUCCUCUAAAGAGGAAGUUGUCAGAUGCUGAAAGUUGCUUGCUUUCUUGCAAGAAACAAUUGAAGCUUCAAGAGCAGAGAGUGAGAAGACUGAAGCAGAAAGUGAAGUCUCUCUCUCUUCAGUUGUCAAUGAUCUGAAAGAGAAGCUGCUUGUUUCCACCAAGGCUUUCUUUAGCGGUGUUGGGAAAACUGCCCGACGCAUCACUGCUUCCUCACACCCUCCAUCAAGGCCAUCCAGGGACUUUCUAACCAUUCCAAACCAAACCAGUCCAAACCAGUGACCCUGUGGUCUCUCUGGCCCUCUCUUCCCCAUGAUCCAAAUCACUGGACCUGUUAAUAGCGUACAGCAAACACAAUCAGAACAUUGUUUUGUCAGUAAACAUAUUUAACACACACA
Messenger RNA from Pimephales promelas (fathead minnow), 1147 nucleotides. RefSeq names its product THAP domain-containing protein 5. The record is from RefSeq and is a predicted model, not a curated record. Lineage: Eukaryota; Metazoa; Chordata; Actinopteri; Cypriniformes; Leuciscidae.